AUGGGCGAUGAGGGCUUACGUACUCGCAGACGCCAAAUUUCACAAAGCGGAGGUGAAAGUGCAAAAGAAGUGGUCGUUGAAGACCACAAGGUCUCCACGGCCUUCAAAAAGAUACAGAAGCUCCAUAACACGCACGUCAAAGAGAGGAAGAACGAGAUCGACUUUGUAAAGAGGGCGGCCAAAAGGAGGAGGGAGUCAACGGACCAAUCGGAGGGCGCAAGCGGAAGCAAUGCAGCGCCUUCCCCUGCCAAGAAAGGCAAAAAAGGCGGAGAGCCUUACAAGGGGAAGAUCAACAAGGUGAAGAAGGACGGGAAGGGCAAAGGGAAGGCCCCCCAGAAAUAA
This is a messenger RNA of Serpula lacrymans var. lacrymans S7.9, 342 nucleotides long. RefSeq lists its product as uncharacterized. The transcript is spliced from 3 exons. The record is from RefSeq and is a predicted model, not a curated record. Lineage: Eukaryota; Fungi; Basidiomycota; Agaricomycetes; Boletales; Serpulaceae. Bases 1 to 342 code for a protein of 113 amino acids.